Hibiscus syriacus is the source of this 723-nucleotide messenger RNA. RefSeq names its product glycine-rich protein A3-like. The record is from RefSeq and is a predicted model, not a curated record. Lineage: Eukaryota; Viridiplantae; Streptophyta; Magnoliopsida; Malvales; Malvaceae. The transcript has 3 exons. Bases 69 to 596 code for a protein of 175 amino acids.
UCUCUUGGUGAAGAAUCUGCUACAGCAAGUAUAGUUUGCUGGACUCGCUAAUAGUAAGCUGAAGAAAAAUGGGAGGUGGUAAUGAAGGCGAAUCUAGUGACAAAGGGCUGUUUUCUCAUCUUGCUGGCUAUGCUACUGGGCAUUAUCCUACACAUGGAUAUCCACCGCAAGGCUACCCUCCACAAGGAUAUCCACCACCACAAGGCUACCCUCCACAUGGAUAUCCACCACAAGGCUACCCUCCUCAGGGAUACCCACCAGCUGGAUAUCCUCCACCAGGGGGAUAUCCUCCUCUAGGAGGAUACCCUUAUUCAUCUCAUGGUGGAUAUCCACCAGCCGGUUAUCAUGGGGGGCACAGUUCACAUGGACAUGGUGUGGGAGGAUUACUAGCCGGAGGUGCUGCGGCAGCGGCUGCUGUUUACGGGGCUCACCAUUUGUCACAUGGAGCUCAUCAUCUUGCACACGGGGGUUUCUACGGCCAUGGUCAUGGAAAAUUCAAACAUGGGAAAUUUAAGCAUGGGAAAUUUGGGAAGCGCUGGAAGCAUGGCAUGUUUGGCAGACAUAAGGGCAAGUUCUUUGGCAGGAAGUGGAAGUAAACUCCCGGUGUGUGUUCGAAUACGAAUCUUAUCAUACUAGCAUGCGCUUUUAACAGUUUAGACUUGAUUGCCCCUCCAAUAAACAUAUGAAUUUGUUUUUUUUAUAUAUAUGAAUGAAUUUGAUUCA